CGGUGUUUGCGCUGGAGCUGACAGGGGGCCGAGGCGAGCCCCCCGCCUUGUGCAACACAUCCUUCUAUUCUGCGGUAAAGAUGGCGGCGUCAGAGGGGGCGCGCAGCGGCUCGACAACGGGAAAACGGCUCUGAUUCGAUCCACUUUCACUGCUUAAACUCUUCGGAGAGCUUUCGUUACUCCUCAUAAUUCAUCUGGACCACCCGGAUAGAGAAAGUCGCUGUCACACGCCAGGGUUGUGAUUUUAUUGUUAAGAGGCAGGCUGGGUGGGUUUCGCUGGUAGCUGCUAUCGUUAGCCGAGCCAGCUAACACGGGCUAGUUCACGUUCGUGGAGAACGCCGGAGAGAGGAUUCGGGCUAGGCCGCUGCAGCUCGGGGGAAUGUGAACCGUAGGGACACGGUGGGGGGAGGUUUGCUUGCUUGGUCCCAAACGUCCUCACGCAAAAGUACCGGGAUGGGACAGCAGGUUGGCCGCGUCGGUGAGGUUACAUCGACCGCACUCCAGCCGCCACAGCCCCAUGCGUCCCAGCCACACCAGGGGAAGGGGAGCCGGGGGAGCGUCGCCGGGAGGAGACCCCGGGAACCCGGCUGCAGCACCAUGAUGCCGCCGGUCAGGACAACCGUGACCAACGCACCCGAUCCAGGGAUAAAUAUAUUCACGCAGCAUUCAGAAGUUCUGACCGAGGCAGUGCGAUGGAGCUCUAAGGAAAACCUGCUGGGGGCGACUGAGAGCGACCCCAACCUCUUCGUUGCACUUUAUGACUUUGUUGCUAGUGGGGACAACACACUCAGCAUCACCAAAGGUGAGAAGCUGCGUGUGCUGGGCUACAACCAGAAUGGAGAGUGGAGUGAGGUGCGGUCGAAGAACGGCCAGGGUUGGGUGCCCUCCAACUACAUCACGCCGGUCAACAGUCUGGAGAAGCACAGCUGGUACCACGGACCGGUCUCCCGCAGCGCUGCAGAGUACCUGCUUUCCUCCCUCAUCAACGGCAGUUUUCUGGUCCGGGAAAGUGAAAGCAGCCCUGGCCAGCUGUCCAUCUCUCUGCGAUACGAGGGAAGAGUGUACCACUACCGGAUCAACACGGCCACUGAUGGGAAGGUGUACGUCACAUCCGAGAGCCGUUUCGCCACCCUGGCUGAGCUGGUCCACCACCACUCCACUGUACCUGACGGCCUGGUCACCACGCUGCACUAUCCUGCACCCAAAUGCAACAAGCCCACUGUGUACGGCGUUUCCCCCAUUCACGAUAAAUGGGAGAUGGAGCGCACAGACAUCACCAUGAAGCACAAGCUGGGAGGAGGCCAAUACGGGGAGGUUUAUGUUGGAGUUUGGAAGAAGUACAACCUCACUGUGGCUGUCAAAACGCUCAAGGAGGACACUAUGGAAGUUGAGGAGUUUCUGAAAGAGGCAGCGGUUAUGAAAGAGGUUAAACACCCAAACCUCGUUCAGCUACUUGGUGUGUGCACAUUGGAGCCUCCUUUCUACAUUGUGACAGAGUACAUGCCACAUGGCAACCUCCUGGAUUACUUGAGAGAUUGUGAAAAGUCUGAGGUGAAUGCUGUGGCACUGCUCUACAUGGCCACACAAAUCUCCUCUGCUAUGGAAUAUCUGGAGAAGAAGAAUUUCAUCCACAGGGACCUGGCGGCAAGAAAUUGCCUGGUGGGUGAAAAUCACGUUGUUAAAGUUGCGGACUUUGGUCUGAGCCGCUUGAUGACCGGUGACACUUACACUGCUCACGCCGGAGCCAAGUUCCCCAUCAAAUGGACGGCACCAGAGAGCCUUGCAUACAACACCUUCUCCAUCAAAUCUGACGUCUGGGCAUUUGGUGUGCUGCUGUGGGAAAUUGCCACCUACGGCAUGUCUCCAUACCCAGGCAUAGACUUGUCUCAAGUGUACGAUCUCCUGGAGAAAGGCUAUCGCAUGGAGCAACCAGAAGGAUGUCCACCCAAAGUUUAUGAACUAAUGAGAGCAUGCUGGCAGUGGAGUCCUUUAGAUCGACCAUCAUUUGCAGAGAUACACCAGGCCUUUGAGACAAUGUUCCAUGACUCCAGCAUUUCAGAAGAGGUUGCAGAGGAGUUGUGUAAGACGGCGCACUCUGUGAGUCACGACAUGCCCCUGUUGCCUUCCAAAUCCCGCACACUCCACAAGCACACGGAGAACAAGGAAAACAUCGAGGGUGGACUGGACGGCCACUCUGACCACAGCACCCACAGCCACUCAGGUUGGACUUCUUUGUUCGGAGGGGACGGCCGAUCAAGCAGCUCCCCAGCUCUCCCAAGAAAGCAGCAACCUCGAGAUAAAUCUCCCAGCAGCCUCUUGGAGGAUGCGCAGGACAUCGGCACAUUCACACGAGACCGCAAAACUGGCUUCUUUAGCUCCUUCAUUAAAAAGAAGUCUACCUCCUCUUCCUCCUCAUCCUCUUCGCCGUCUUCCCAGGUGCAACAGAACCUUCCCACACCUCCCAAGAGGAGCAGUUCCUUCCGGGAGAUGGAGACGCAGCCUCACAAGAAAUAUGAACCCACAGCCGACUUCAGCGCACCUCCGCCCUUGCCCCAGUCGGACAGUUUAGGGGGCUUCUCUGCCUCUCCCUCUCACUCACACGGGGAGGCCACCCAGUCCCAGUCUCGCUGCUGUGGGGCCGCUUUCGGACAGAAACCUUCCGCCGGGGGCCUUGGUUCUCAGCUGACGAGCGGCAGCAGCUGGAGUGGACUGGCUGGUUUCUUCACCCCCAGACUCAUCAAAAAGACCCUGGGCCUUCGUACUGGAAAAACAGCCUCUUCAGAUGAGAGUGGUAUAGUUGGAGGACCGAAACCUUUCCCUAGGUCGAAUUCUACCUCCUCGAUGUCAUCUGGGCUGCCGGACCUGGAGCGCAUGGCUCUGACUUUACCGAGAAACCGCAGCGCAAAGCCGCCUCUGGAGAGAACUGCCUCCACAACAUCUCAGCCGGAGAACGGGGCCGCUCGUCCCUCCGAAAAUUUGUUGAGGAGGAUGGAUGAGGGAACCGCGCAGAUCAGGGAUAGGCCAAAAGCCAAGCUACUACCCCGGGGUACUGCUGUAGGGGUGAGGGCACCUGGGGUCGGGGGGGAGGUCGGGGAAUCAGAAAGUCUGUCUCGGGUGAGAGACAGCAGAGAGGAAGGUGGAGGGCUGGACAGGCAGCAGAGUUGGUCGUCUCCUUCCAAGAACUCCACCUCAACUCAUAACCACAAAGUCCCGGUCCUCAUCUCCCCGACGCUGAAGCACAGCCCAGCCGAUGUGCACCUGGUCGGGCUGGACUCUCAGGGGAAUCGCUUCAAGCUGCUGUCUGAGCACCAAGGCGAGCGGGACAGGCCACGGCUGGUAAAACCCCGCUGCGCUCCUCCUCCUCCCCCGACUCUACGUGGUCUGCAGCAGUCCUACAGCUGUGACAGUGAGGACCAGGUCAGUGGAGCCCCUGUGGAAGUGAACGGAGACGCAGUAAAAGGUCAGAGGUCAGGGCGAAUGUCAGGAGGAGCAACGACAGGUAGACCAUCAGUGCCACCGCCACAAGUGCCUCCUGCUUCUUCAUCCUCCUCCUGUCCUGCGAGCACCAACACGACUCCCACCAAAAUGGCCAACGGAGCUGCUACCACCGCCUCCUCCUCUUCACAAACAGCACCAUCUGCUGGCUCCAAAGUGGCACUGCGGCGAACCAGGCAGCAGGUGGAGAGGGUGCCCCUGGAGAGGGCUAGCCGCGAAGCCCUGCUGGAGUGCGCUGAGAGCCUCAGCAGCGUGCUCAGCGCCAGCUCCGACAGCCCCUCCAGCAGCCAGGUUCUGGACGCCGGCCACCAGCUGCUGGACUGCUGCUCAGGUUAUGUGGACUGCAUCCCUCAAAUGAGGAACAAAUUUGCCUUCCGAGAGGCAGUGGGCAAGCUGGAGCUGAGCCUGCAGGAACUGAGGGCCUCUUCUUCUGGAGGCGGGGGCCUGAGCAGUGUGGGGUCCAACACUGUGCUGGACAACCUGCACAACUGUAUCAAAGAGAUUAGCGACGUAGUACAGAGGUAGCCACUGUGAUCACACAAACCAUCACCUCUACUACCAGGCAAAUCACUUACAGUAUAUUCCGAUUUUGUUUUUUGUUUUUUUUUGUUUCUGGUUCAGCUAUUUGGGGCACAGAUUGAAAUAAAUCUCUACAGUACCUCACAAAAUUCACUACAAAACAUGUUUUUAUUGUUUACAGAAACCUGUUUCCUAAAAUGCCAGUGUGGUCACUAAGUUGUUGCUCUUAGCUGUACAUAUUUUGAGAAAUAUUUCACUAAACUAAACUAAAUGUGGUUCAAGUCACACUUUGCAAUGUUUUGCUACAAGUUUUUAUUUGGCCAAAGAAAGCCUCUUUGUUACCUGAAUGAGUGUAUGAGCUGUGUGUGUCGUCAGCCAACCGGGUGGGGAAGAACUCACCCUGCUUCUCUGUUGCAUACUUAGAAGAGACAGGGAUGGUUGAGGGCAGUCUUAAACUCAUUGUUUCAUAAGUAUGUGGACCAUCAGCUGGAUGUAUUGUUUCACAGUGAGGAAUUGUGUGACCAUAAGCCAUUUUUCUAAAGCCAUUGGGAAUGUAAGGAUGUGGAACCAGCAUCAGGAUUCAGUAGCAUUCAAAACUUGGGGUGUCAAAUUUAGUGUUUUCUUUAUCAGUUUUCAGCUUUAUUUACAUUUCAAUCAGUAGCCAGGAUUUUGGGGGAUUUUUUCCAACAUGUCAUAACUUUUCAGAGCAACUGAAGGGACACUUACUUUAUACUCUAAUCUAAGCAGGUCAAAAUAAAGACCAAAAAAAUAAAGUAUGUCCUGAUACACAUACAGAUCCCAGUGAUUUAAGAUUACGCAUUUCCCCAGACAUAAUAUCAGCCUGGUUCUUCUGCUAAUAUGAGUGAUAUCUUUAACAGAACAGUACAUUUCAUCAGUUACUCACUAAUGACAGACAAGAUACUGAAGUCUGAUCCAUUUUGUGUCCCAGAGGCUGCUCCACCUAGAAGUUAAGGUAAUGAAAUAUUUUUGACAAACCGUCACUUGAAACACUCAUAGCACAUCUUUUGUUUAUAAAGAUAUAUCUGGCCCGAUACAUACAGGUACAGUUCUUUACAAAAGCUUGCUAUUUUCAUUUGGAGCAGUUUGCUAACAUAGUAGCCUAAUUUCCUGUUUUUAUGUGUCUCUUUCUUAACUGGGCUGGUAACAAAUUCCAGUUUACAGAGGAAGUAUUUUUCUGUACUUCUCAACUCAAUGCUUUGCUUUAGACAUCAUAAAUGUUAGGGACUGGUGUUUCAGCUGCUCUCUACUAAACUGUCUUUAUGCCGAAGUUAACUUUGGAUGCACAGCAGUCAUGUGGCAUAGGCAGAAUGAGGGUGGAGCAGCAAAUGACAUAAAAGGUAAAAACACUGGGAUUGUUGGUAUGUUGAAUCAAAAACAUAAUGUCCACAUAAAACUGUGCAUAUGAAAACAGGCAUAUCUCACUAUUUUCUGAAGACUGUAGAUCAACAGCUAUCAACAGUUGAGUUUCUUUGGGGAAUCCUAAUAUAGAUCAUUUAAAAAUCACUGAGACAGGUGGAAUAUCUGAGAUUGGAUUGGGACUAUAAAGGAAAUCCCGUAUUCAUUAUUUAACCAUUAUGACUGAAUGUAACUGAGGUUUAGAUGGUGACAAAUCCUGAACAUCCCUGAAAUAUUUCAAUAAAAAUUUUUUUGUAAUUUUCUUUAUAUUCAGAUCACAUAAUAGUUGGGAGGUGGAAAGCACAGGAUGGCAGCAGGGUGACCUGGAUGUGUUUUCUUUAAGUGUCCUUCACAGGAUGGGCAGUGCUGGAUUCCCUGUAGCCUUGUAGGGCCCCAGUGCCUCAGAUUAUUUAAUGAGUGCAGAGACCUACUUUACACCUGUCACACAGGACUGAACUCUCACCAGACUAAACUGCAGUACGUCUUUAGCACAUGAGCGACACAUGGAUUUAUUUGACUUGGAGAGAGAAAUGCUUUUUAGAAUGUAUGAAUUUUAACUAAAUUAUUUUUGUUCAAAGCACAGGCAUAUUUUGAGAGGAAAAUUAUGGAGAUUUUUCAUUUAUUUCUUCAGAUUUAAAGAGUAUGUGUGUCGAUGGCUUAAAGAGAAAUGUUGUGAGAGAUCUCUUUGAAUGUAUUAACCCUCUUUCCUGAACCUGAUAAAAUGUUUGACUUUUGUCUUUAUUUUCCUACAGUGCCAUGUUUCUUUUACACCUGCAGG
Messenger RNA from Xiphophorus maculatus (southern platyfish), 6208 nucleotides. It is a transcript of the gene abl2, whose product is annotated as ABL proto-oncogene 2, non-receptor tyrosine kinase. Gene Ontology annotation, biological process: protein phosphorylation; regulation of apoptotic process. Gene Ontology annotation, molecular function: non-membrane spanning protein tyrosine kinase activity; ATP binding; protein binding. Lineage: Eukaryota; Metazoa; Chordata; Actinopteri; Cyprinodontiformes; Poeciliidae. The transcript is spliced from 11 exons. The record is from RefSeq and is a predicted model, not a curated record. Bases 454 to 4020 code for a protein of 1188 amino acids.